Molecule: messenger RNA, 342 nt
Organism: Pipistrellus nathusii (Nathusius's pipistrelle)
Lineage: Eukaryota; Metazoa; Chordata; Mammalia; Chiroptera; Vespertilionidae
Source: the annotation of a GenBank genome assembly
AUGUCCCAACUGCCCGAGGAAGCAUCUUGUAAGGUUCAAAGCCAAAAGCCUGUUAAUAAAGGAAACUUGCCCUCUGAAGAAGUCUGGAAAGGUUUUUUUCUUCUUUGUCAUUGUAAAUGCUUCCCUGUCAGCCCACCAGUGAGAGGUUUCAAUGCUUUGAUACGUGCUGGUCAAACUUCAGACAUGGAAGUCUUGCUGUAUAGUUAUGUUAGAGGUUUUCUUAGUUUCCGUAUAUGUAACCAUACCUUUAUUAUUACAAUAGAUGGGUAUAGGAGCCCGUAUAAUUGGAAACACAUCAGCCGAUUUUUUUUUUUUUUGCAAACUAUUAAAUCAAAACAUUAA